Messenger RNA from Hyaloscypha bicolor E, 1173 nucleotides. RefSeq names its product glycoside hydrolase family 128 protein. Gene Ontology annotation, cellular component: fungal-type cell wall. Gene Ontology annotation, biological process: fungal-type cell wall polysaccharide metabolic process. NCBI's taxonomy places the organism in Eukaryota, Fungi, Ascomycota, Leotiomycetes, Helotiales, Hyaloscyphaceae. The record is from RefSeq and is a predicted model, not a curated record. Bases 119 to 874 code for a protein of 251 amino acids. The transcript is spliced from 2 exons.
AUAAACCUAGAUUCCACAUCCUUCAGAAUGUCCCAUUUUCUUUCUUUGUCCGAUAGCAGCAAAGCCGAUAUCAGAUACUCUUUACCACCAUCAAUUCGGCUUCUAUAUCUCUGGGAUCAUGGUGGUACGAAAGAGGUGUCUUUUGUGGGACUGGACCAAUACGGCCAACCUCCCACAUGCCAUUGAGAAGCUCAACUUCGAUGGACCUUUCUCCUCGGUAUCAAAUUGGAAUGCAUGGAGCCCGCCUGAGCUGAAGAACCGCCUGCCCUUUCGCCCCACGGUGCGUGGGAUAGACCAACUUACAGACUCAAACGAGUGGGGUAUGAUAUCAAACGAUGGUCAUACUAUCAUACAUUAUUUUAACGAGCCAGAGCGAGCUGUAAUUUCCCCCAAGAAAGCUGCUGAGAUGUGGAGAGAAAAAAUGGUUCCAUUGAGAAAGGAAAAGGGGAAGAAGAUUGUCGGGCCUGGUUGUGCUAGCGAUCCGGGGGGAGAGGCGUGGCUUGAUGAGUUCAUGAAAAGGGUUCAGGAGAUGGAAGAACCGCCAGAUUAUUUGGGCUUGCAUUACUAUGGCCCGGAUGGGGCAGCUGCAAUUCAGUACAUUGAAAAAAUGCAUCAGAAAUAUCCAGAAUACCCAGUCGUGGUCUCUGAGAUAGCAUCUAUUUCUCGAGAAAAGAAAGAGGUCUUUGCUUUUACUGCUCAAGUGGCAAAUUGGAUGGAUGAGUGCCCUUAUGUGUUUGAGUAUUCGUUCUUUGGCUGUAUGGCCAAAUGUGCAGAUGAUUUUGUCAGUCCGGAGGCUCAGCUCAUGCAUGCUGAUGGGAAAUUCACACCAUUGAUGCACAAGCUCAUGAAUGAGCAGCCCAUAGUCAAUUUCUGAUUAGUGGAAUACAGGUCUGGCUACCCUUGAGUUGAAUGGAACCUUCAUGGCAGGAAUUGAGGAGGAUCUGGGGUUGCACAACAUGCUACGAAGUACUAAUCAUUCGAGCACUGGUGAGGUGGACGCCAUAGUUCAAUGUUACAUCUAUUUCCAUUUUAAGGUAGAGAAGGAGAAUUCGUUUUGCAGACCCCUGGACCUGGUGGACGGGUCUCGAUAUGAUUACUCAUUGUCACCGACCGCUUGAGCCUCCUCCCAUUCGGACUCGCUUCUGUGUUUGUCAACCUCGUUUGAUUAGUGAG